AUGGACCCCUCGGUGGUCUCCAGGACACAGCAGACUCUGGGGAAAGUCAUAAAGAAACCUGCUCUCAGCGAAAAGUAUCUGAACAAGCCUCCGUUCAGGUUCCUCCACGACAUCUUCACUGAGGUGAUCAGGACGACCGGCUUCAUGAAGGGACUGUUCACCGAGACCGAGCUCAAGUCGGACAACAUCAAGGAGAAGGAGGCUAAGAUGGCGUUCCUGCAGAAGGCCAUAGACUUGGUCGUCAUGGUGACCGCUGAACCUCUGUCGGUGAAACCCGCCCGAAUUGUGUCCGGACACGAACCAGAGAAAACCAAUGCUCUGCUGCAGGCCAUCGCCCUCUGCUGCAUCAACAAGGUCUCCAGUGAUGACGCAGUGCGGAGGCUUCUGUCCGGAGACAAACAGGGGCCACAGAACCGAGAGGAGGGCCCCCGCGGAGCUGAGGGAAAGAGCAAGAAAACAAAGUCUGAAGAACCUAAAGAGGAACAGACAGAGCGACAGAAGAACAAGGACCCUGAGCAACGUCACAGAGAGAGGAGAGAGAAGGAGAAACGAGAGGAGAGGAAGGAGGAGAAGAGAGAGGAGAAGGAGGACAAGAAGUUAGACAAGAAGUUAGACAAGAAGUUAGACAAGAAGGAGGAGCGGCGAGACGGAAAGGAGAGGAGGGAGAAGAGGAGUGAGGAGAGGGACAUGACCAAAGACAAACACAGAGAGAAGGAGAGAGAGCGCAAGCCCAAGACCCGGACCAGACCUGCUGAAGACCCACCUCAGCCUCAGGUGAGACCACACCCCCCUCAGCCUCAGACCACACCCACCUCAGCCUCAGACCACACCCCCCUCAGCCCCAGACCACACCCACCUCAGCCUCAGACCACACCCACCUCAGCCUCAGACCACACCCCCCUCAGCCCCAGACCACACCCACCUCAGCCUCAGACCACACCCACCUCAGCCCCAGACCACACCCACCUCAGCCUCAGACCACACCCCCCUCAGCCCCAGACCACACCCACCUCAGCGUCAGACCACACCCCCCCUCAGCCUCAGACCACACCCACCUCAGCCUCAGACCACACCCACCUCAGCCUCAGACCACACCCACCUCAGCCUCAGGCCACACCCACCUCAGCCUCAGACACACACCCCCCUCAGCUUCAGACCACACCCACCUCAGCGUCAGACCACACCCCCCCUCAGCCUCAGACCACACCCACCUCAGCCUCAGACCACACCCACCUCAGCCUCAGGCCACACCCACCUCAGCCUCAGACCACACCCACCUCAGCCUCAGGCCACACCCACCUCAGCCCCAGACCACACUCACCUCAGCCUCAGACCACACCCACCUCAGCCUCAGACCACACCCACCUCAGCCUCAGGCCACACCCACCUCAGCCUCAGGCCACACCCACCUCAGCCCCAGACCACACUCACCUCAGCCUCAGACCACACCCACCUCAGCCUCAGACCACACCCCCUCAGCCUCAGACCACACCCACCUCAGUUGAGACCACACCCCCAUGUCUGUGA
Knipowitschia caucasica is the source of this 1527-nucleotide messenger RNA. The record is from the annotation of a GenBank genome assembly. Lineage: Eukaryota; Metazoa; Chordata; Actinopteri; Gobiiformes; Gobiidae.